AUGAACAUAAAAAUGCCGGAGUUUGAUGUAAAAAAGUUUGUUAAAGGAGCAGGAUCUACUCUCUCACGGGUAGUACAGCUCACUGAAGAGAAACUUGGAACAUCGGAAAAAACAGAAAUGGAUGCUCGGUUCGAACACUUGAAUGAACGAUCCGAUUCGGCAAAAUUAUGGACAGAAAAAAUUGUUCGUGACGCGGAAGCUGCACUCAUACCUAAUCCUGCUAACCGUGUAGAGGAUUUCAUUUUUGAAAAAAUUGAAAAGCAAAAACCCAAACGAUUGAGUAACAUAGAGUACCUAGGAUUGGAUAUGAUUGAAGGUGGUAGUGAGUUUGGGCAAGAUGGUCCCUACGGAAGCGCUCUAAUCAAAGUUGGUCAAGCGGAACAGAAGCUUGGAUCUUGCGAGCGAGAUUUCAUUGGUUCGGCUGGAAUGUGCUUUAUUCAGCCAUUAAAAAAGUUCCUCGAAGGUGAAAUGAAAACUAUUACUAAAGAGAAGGGUAUACUGGAAAGUAAACGGUUGGAUUUAGAUGCAUGUAAAAACAGAGUUCGUAAAGCGCGCAGCAUGAUUGGCCAACAAACGAAGGAUGGAAUAUCGCCAGAAAUGGCUUUAGAACAGGCUGAACGAGACCUACGGGUUGCACAGUCCGAGUUUGAUCGACAGGCUGAAAUAACGAAACUACUGCUUGAAGGUAUCAGUACUACUCAAGCCACCCAUUUACGCCAUCUACACUCAUUCGUCGAAGCUCAAGUUCGGUACUAUGGGCAGUGCAAUAAAAUAAUGUCCGAUUUGCAACGAGAAUUAGUCAGUUUGGGAGGCCCACUACCAUACGUACCUGUUGCUGGAUAUGAUGAGGAGGAUGCACUUACAAGCCGCAUUAAUAAUAUUGAGUUGGGUUCUGCCUCUGGAUAUCGGCGAGCACGCGUUCUUUGCUCGUACGACGCUAAAGACGGCACUGAGCUAAAUCUUACAUCGAAUGAGGUUAUAUUUGUUUGCGAGUGUAUUCCUCCAAACGGCGAUUAUAUGGAUGGUAAGCAGGGCCUACUGAAAGGACUAGUCCCAAAAGCUUUCCUCGAGAUGUUGGAUGAUGAAUAAUACUGUUCAUUUGAAGUAAAAAAUUUAACGACACAUAAUUUCUUUGUAAUUGAAAUCGGAUGCUGAGAGUUAACACUAUUGUUAUAACAGCGAGUAGUUCAACGAGUUAUUAAAGAAAUAUUACGCUAUAAGCACGGUAAACAAUUGAGUUUCUUCAAAUUUCAAAAAGGAUUCAUGUAACAUAAAGAUUGAAGAAACUGAUUAAUUGUGUGUAACAUAUAUUGCCAUAACUCAUAGCAUUUGCUUGAUG
Molecule: messenger RNA, 1339 nt
Organism: Anopheles nili
Lineage: Eukaryota; Metazoa; Arthropoda; Insecta; Diptera; Culicidae
Gene: EndoB
Product: endophilin-B1
Exons: 7
Coding region: 1-1089 (362 amino acids)
Cellular component (GO): cytoplasm
Molecular function (GO): protein binding
Source: RefSeq, a predicted model, not a curated record